AUGUAUCGUCGCGUCCGCAAAUAUAAUUGGCCUGCCUUAAUAGCAAUAUUUUUCCUCUUUCUGUUCAUUUUAAAAAAUUCGGAAUAUGAUAAAUCAAACGAUAUUAUGAGAAAUAUAGAUCUAAAUCUAGUUGAUAUAAAGUUGAGAGAUUCUCAGCAAAAAAAGGACAUAGAGGGUAACAACUUGACUCACUUCAUGUCAAACGUUUUUGAAUCUCGACGAAAACGUAUCAGAGAUGGUUGUAUAUUAGAUAGUCAUGGCCAGGUUCAGAAGAUAUUAAUAUACAGACCAUCUAACAUAUCAUACUGUGUAAUACCUAAAGCUGGUUGUACCUAUUGGAAACAAAUAUUUAGGUUUUUGAAUGGAGACGUUGGAUCGAAGAAUAUUUCAAGCCCCUUUGAAAUCAAUAGAAUGCUUGCACAUUAUGGUUCUUAUAAACAGAUGGGAAACAUUUCCUUUAAAAGUGUUUCAGAUCGUUAUGAUUUGUCAUCUACUAGGCGUAUACUUGUGGCCAGAAAUCCUUAUUCUAGAUUAUGGGCUGUCUACCUAGAUAAAUUUCUACUGCCUGACUUCUGGAGAUCUCACGGAAAGGCCAUCGCUAAACAAAAAAUGCGUGCACUUAACUCAUCUUUAUCAAUUUCUUCUGAUGAGAGUGAACCGCUUUGUGCCAAUAAUAUAUCAUUUGAAGAUUUUAUAAGAUAUGUUGUGAAUAUAGAAAGUCGAGGCUCUGGAUCCAAUGAACACUGGAUUCCAAUAAGUAAACAAUGUAAUCCUUGUUUAUAUCGCCCUGAUUUUAUCAUCACUAUGGAAACAUUCGCUAGAGAUUCCAAAUUCAUUCUGCAACAUGUAGGGCUGGAUCAUCUGCUUAAAUACCAUCCCAAAUCUCGUGUGUUAGAUGAAUUGAAAAUGUUGAUUAACUACAAUUUUCAGUUAUUAGGUGGGAAAAUAUCAAAGUGUAUCAACGCCUUAGAAUUGUGUAAACGUCUAUGGAAGGUAUUUCAGAUUAACGGGUAUAUAUCAGCUGAAACACCAUUCCCAGAAAUCUUUGAACUGAAACCAUCCUCUCUCAAUAAGCAACACUUUAUGUCCUCAAUAGUCAAGGCUGUCGACAAGAACCAAAAUAGUGCUGCUGAUCAGAAACAACAAAAAUUGGUUGCUAUGGAAACAGCGUAUCAAAUGUUACCAAAAUCGUUACUGCGAAUGAUUCCUUAUAUUUAUGAAAAUGAUUUCCGUCUAUUUGGUUAUGAUCCUUAUCCAUAUAAUUUAUUUAAAGAUUACAAAUUGUAUCAUUAUUUAAAGAAUUGA
Messenger RNA from Lottia gigantea (owl limpet), 1305 nucleotides. RefSeq lists its product as hypothetical. The coding region runs from base 1 to 1305 and encodes 434 amino acids. The transcript has 4 exons. Gene Ontology annotation, biological process: carbohydrate biosynthetic process. Gene Ontology annotation, cellular component: membrane. Gene Ontology annotation, molecular function: sulfotransferase activity. Lineage: Eukaryota; Metazoa; Mollusca; Gastropoda; Lottiidae. The record is from RefSeq and is a predicted model, not a curated record.